Homarus americanus (American lobster) is the source of this 1376-nucleotide messenger RNA. Its product is annotated as probable G-protein coupled receptor B0563.6. Gene Ontology annotation, molecular function: G protein-coupled receptor activity. The transcript has a single exon. The record is from RefSeq and is a predicted model, not a curated record. NCBI's taxonomy places the organism in Eukaryota, Metazoa, Arthropoda, Malacostraca, Decapoda, Nephropidae. The coding region runs from base 9 to 1073 and encodes 354 amino acids. Gene Ontology annotation, cellular component: membrane. Gene Ontology annotation, biological process: G protein-coupled receptor signaling pathway.
GGAGCGAGAUGCAGUCCUUCUGCCACUGCCUGACCAUCUUCAAUAUGACAGAGGGAUGGCAGACCCUCCAGAACGUCUGCCAGGUGUCGUACAAGCAGAUCUUCCCCUUCAUCUUAAUGCUGGCAGCCGUGACCAACAUCAUAAAUGUGGCAGUACUGCUGCGGCCGGUACACCGGGCAAGCAGAACCACCUCCAUGCCCACCCGCACCCACCUGGUGUGGCUAGGCCUCUCACACUGUGUCCUCUGCGUAACCGUCACCGUCGCCCUUAUCGUUAGGAAGAAGGUCAGCCUGGUCUACACCUGGGCCUUCUACCUGGCGCACCUGGAGGAGCCUAUCUAUAAUAUGUUCAAUUGUAGCUGCGCCUUCAUCAUUCUGGGCGUGUCCACCGACCGCUAUCAGGCCGUGUGUAGCCCUCAUAAGUAUUCGGCCACCCUGAGCUACCACAAGAUGCCCGGCAGGGUGGCUCUUGCUUACACCGUCUCCGCCGUCAUGUAUUUCCCCAGCUGCUUCUCACAGGCGCCGCAGUACAGCGACCACCACCAGGGUUGGUACAUCACCAAAGGUGCCAUCUUUGACACUCGGGCGUGGAUGAUAUGGUCUGUGUCGCUGGAAGUGCUGCAUCGCUUCUUACCCUGUGCACUUUUGGUAGUCCUUAACUUACAGAUCCUGAGGGCCGUCGUGCGACUGAAAUUUGCCAGAACCUCGGUACGGACAACAGCCAGGGCCGGUGGGAGUCGCUGCGAGCAGAAAAUCAUCUACUUGCUGCUGACAUUGACCUUAACCUUCCUGGUGAUCAACUUGCCAGUCGCAGUCCUGAAGACGACCUACCUUGUGCAGGGUCAACACUGCCACACCAACGUCACCCUCGAGGUGGUGCGCAGUGUGACCAACUGCCUGGAAUUGGCUGGCAUUUGUAGUGACUUUUUCCUCUAUUUCCUCAUGAAUCCCGAGUAUCGGCGAGACGUGCACAGUCUGAUGCUGUGUGUGUUUGGGCUGUGUGGUUGCUGUUCCUCCCUUACAAACUGCUGUCCACUCCAGGACUCUCCAGACCCCCAUCCCACGACCACUUAGCUCACGUUAGGGAAAAUAUAUUUUGUUGUUACGUCGACGAGCUUUGUAAUUGCUAGUGUUGACUAAUUCAUCCAAUGAUACAAAUUUUGCAUCAGCCCGAGCUGCCUGACGUUGCUUGUACAGAACCGCUGUCCAGCCUUGACCUCUGAGGAACACUGAUUCAAUAUAUUAUACAGAAUUAGGUAAAUGCAGUAGGCGGAUAAAUUUCACCAUAAAACAUACAAAUAACGAUCUACUUAUUACAUUAAUUGUUAUUGUGCAUCAUUUUGACUGGAUUUGUUUUUAUGUGAAAUUACUUUUACC